CUCACGCGAUUCCGCUCAUUUCUCUCGAAACUCUGGGCUCGUUAUGUUACAAAUAGAUGUUACAUUUAUUUUCCCCCCGAGAUUGUAAACAGUUAUAAAACUUUAUUUCCAGGUGUCUAAUUCGAAUGCCUGGUUCUCACUGAUGAAGUUUGAUGGCCAAUUCAAUGGACGCCUUUUUCUUUUUUCAUUUUAUUAGGCAGAAAGAGAGCGUCCGCUUCGCUAAACGGGUGUAUGUAUAUCACGAAACUGAAGAGUCAAAAGAAACAUACUCCCACGGGACCAGGAGGAAGACGGUAGGCUGACUAGAUGUUACACUGAAGUCAUGGAACAGUUGAUCAAUAGUGGAACUCAGACAGACCCAGUGGUCGUGCUUUCCCUGGCGCAGGCAGCUGUUUUAGGCUUGAUUUCUCAGAACGAAGUGUUUGGAGCCACCAUAGCCCCCAAUGGCUUCUACACCGGAGAACCCAAAGAGUCCCCUCCUCCACAGCCGGAGGAACUGGAAUACGGUUUUACUGACCAGCUCAUCGGGGCCAAUGGAGACUACCUUCCAGAGCCAGAGGAUGGGGAGGGCCCGAACGCAGAGGAGAGGAGGAAACCCGGCCCGAAAGGGAAAGGGAAAAGAAAGCGGGAGGAGUCCUCGGGGUCUGAAGGUCUGGACUCGGAGGAGGCCCUGAAGGUCAAAGGAGAGGGCUGCGCUAAAACAGACUGCAACCAGAAACCAGCCAGCCCUGGCACUGGGGACGGGAUGAAAAUGAUCGACCUGUGCUGCUUCAAAAGCAAUCCUCCACACCUAGUCACUCCUGUAACACGUCACAAGCACAAGCAGAACGGGAACUGCUGUCCCAGCUGCAAGGACGGGAAAACCAGACUUGAGGAGGAGGAGGAGGAGGAGGAGAAUAAGGACCACUCUGAACCCAGCGAAGAGAGCCAGGACAGCCCUGUCUUGAGCCAGUACUUCGAGCCCAGUGAAGUGGGGUACGAGUCCGGGGAGGCGGCUGGGCCGGAGGGUGAGUUUGAUGAGAACAGCCAGAACAUGAGCUGGCAGGAACAGACGGACAGCGAGGGAAACGCUCAGCACAACCGGCGGGUGCAGAUUGACCGGCUGGACAUCAACGUGCAGAUCGACGAGUCCUACUGCGUCGACAUGGGUGAAGGGCUGAAGCGCUGGAAGUGCCGCAUGUGUGACAAGUCUUACACCUCCAAGUACAACCUGGUCACGCACAUCCUGGGCCACAGCGGCAUCAAGCCCCACGAGUGCCCGCACUGUGGCAAGCUCUUCAAGCAGCCCAGCCACCUGCAGACGCACCUCCUCACCCACCAGGGCACCCGGCCGCACAAGUGCGACGUCUGCAAAAAGGCCUUCACUCAGACCAGCCACCUCAAGAGGCACAUGCUGCAGCACACGGACAUCAAGCCCUACAGCUGCUGCUUCUGCGGGCGCGGCUUCGCUUACCCCAGCGAGCUGAAAGCCCACGAGACGAAACACGAGAAUGGGCACUGCCACGUGUGCGUGGAAUGUGGGCUGGACUUCCCCGCGCUGAGCCAGCUCAAGAGGCACCUGGCAACGCACCAGGGCCCCACCUCCUACGAGUGCUCAGAGUGCAGCAAGUCCUUCCACUACCGCAGCCAGCUGCAGAACCACCUGAUGAAGCACCAGAACAUCCGGCCGUUCGUCUGCAGCGAGUGCGGCAUGGAGUUCUCCCAGAUCCACCACCUGAAACAGCACGCGCUCACACACAAGGGUGUAAAAGAAUUCAAAUGUGACGUGUGCUCACGAGAGUUCACGCUGUCGGCCAACCUGAAGAGGCACAUGCUAAUUCACGCCAGCGUGCGGCCCUACCAGUGCCACAUCUGCUUUAAAACCUUUAUUCAGAAACAGACGCUCAAGACACACAUGAUUGUCCACUUACCUGUCAAACCUUUCAAAUGCAAGGUCUGUGGAAAGUCCUUUAACCGAAUGUACAACCUCCUGGGCCACAUGCACCUCCAUGCAGGCAGCAAGCCUUUCAAGUGCCCGUACUGCUCCAGUAAAUUCAACCUGAAAGGCAACCUGAGCCGACACAUGAAGGUCAAGCAUGGCAUCGUGGACAUCUCUCUGGAUGGGCAAGACAUUCUGGACAUGAACAGCUCUGAAAACCCUGACAUGGAGGGUCAGGAAGACUAUGAGGAAGAUAAUUCCUAUGAUUACACUGAAUCCGAAAACCCUGACAACACACAAGACAUUUCCAAACUGUCUGAGGAGGCCAUGAAAGAAAUGGGGUACUAUGACUUUGAGAAGGAGACCGACAGAUACCCCAUGGCUUGAAGGCUGCGAUGCAGUGUUCACUACAGUGAUGGAGAUGGAAGGUUCAAAGAGCCUGACGGUGCUCGGGGGCACUUGAUUGGUUGGCUGUUGACGGCCCCUUCACAGAACCCUACUGAACUUCCAAGAAGUGCCUGCGGUGAGAUAUGUGCUUAACAAUGCAGCUGUUCUGCCUCCAGGUACCAUUAGAUUGUACUGAAAUCAGGUCAAAAAGACAAACUGUUUCUCACCCCAGUUCAGUGGGUGCCCAGUGAAAUCAGUGACCGUUUAAUAUUCCUGCAGAAAAGUCCUGGCACUGUCUAGCCGUCCCUUGGGGGGGACCUCUGGAAAGAAAAAAUAAAAACAUUUGCAAACAUGCUUGCAAAUGGUCUGAACUAUUAUUUGUUGACUGUAGUAUAAAUAGAACUUGUGGGAAAAAAAGUCUUGCUGAUAAGUAACAGCCAGGGUCAGAGAAAAUAAUGAUUUACAAACCAGUACUACUAGAAACUGUAUAACCCUAGAAAUUCCUACAGUGAUGUGUAAUCUAGGAGGCAAAAUAACCCCCCAACUGUGGGUCACGAUACUCUCAUUCCCAAAGGUAGGAUAUGGGAGUGGAUCCCCAGCUAAUACCCUACAUUGUCCAAGGCAGGGUUGAGGGGUUUACAUUGGCUGCUGCAUAAUGGGAACAGCAUCAGUGCAGCUUGAGAAGGUAAUACUCUUUAGACAGAUUGUUUCCUGCACAGAGAGACAGUUGUCAGGUUCACUGUUAUUAUGAUUGUUUUAUCAGUCCACUAGAUGGCAACCUUCAAUUCUGAGUCACUGCUGUUGAUGCUUCACUGUGAAAUCGUAGUGCGAUUUUAUGAAUCCAGUCAAACCUCAAGCAGGAAUCAGCCCUGGGCUUCUAGGGUUUGUUUAUUGACACUGUGGUGCCAAUAAAAAUAUGCUACUAUGGGUUAGUGGUGGAGGCUGAAAGAUAACAUGCUGUUGCUGCCUUCACUUGGCCAGUUUGGUGGAACGUUAGUGAAUAUGGAUUGUCUCCAGAAACCCUUUGUAUUCCCUGAAUGCCAAGGUUUGAAUUGGAGACGUCUCCAAAGUGAAGUUUUUUUUUUAUUAUUUGUUUUUAAAAGCUUCUGCAACAAAAGGGAAAGCUUUUUUUUUUGUUUGUUUGAUUGUAAAUUACUUGAAUUGAACACUUCAUCUGAGUACAAUUUGAAUGAUUACAAUAAAAGUGUUCUAAAGAAUGAUACUUUCUACUAGUUUUCUGGAAAUGUACAGUUCGUUAGGGUGUCUUACAGAGGAACAGCUUUUUUUUUUUCUUCUUCACAUAUUAACACUGGUUUAUAGAGCAUGGUCCUACAUUUGACAAUGCAUUGUUACAUACCUGUUUUGCAAAGAUACCAAUAGACGUUUUUCAAUAAGCUGAACAUAGAAGAUUCGUCAGAGCUGAAACAUAUGAGCAAAUGUUAUGUUGUGUUAACAAUUUUUUUUUUAUAUAUAUAUAUAUAUAUAUAUAUAUAUAUAUAUAUAUAAUUUCAAUCAAAAUCUUUUGCCCAUUAAAAUGAUUCCUGCUUGUAUGGAUUGAAGUACAAGCAGUUUAGUGAUUGUAUUAGUGCUUAUUCAUGUGUUCAAGUACACUAAUCUAUAUUGUACUUCUAUUAGUUCUGUUCAAUCUCAGGGCCUUUGUGUGUUCCCUUCAUUCAUCUGGUCACCGUGGACCAAAGAAUUUGACUACUACCAAAAGAAAGACUUGCAGCCAAGCAGUGCAGACGCUGACUAUUAUUCCAUUAUCUAGAACAUAGCCUCUUGAUGCAAUGUACUACCACAUUCUCGCAGAUCCUUGUUUUCCCAUCAGUGAAAGAGCAAGAUGGUAUGACAAUUAAUGAGCAAAACUGUAUGAAAGCUUGACUUUGAUGCUGACCCCAAAAUAUUGCAUCUGACUGCAGUAUAAACUAGGAUGAUGCCUAGAGUUGUUGUAAAAUAGCAAAGCUACUGUAGCUACUUAUGUACAGUAUUGCAACUUAGUGCACCAACUAGGACCAGUAUCUGUGCAAACUCCUGCUGUAUGUUGGUGUUAACAGUGAGAUACUGUAUUAUCAAUGGAGUGUGGUCGAGUAGGGACUGCCAUGCCACCAGGAGACACUUCACAUUGGAGGAGCUUGCUGAAUGUUGUGCUAUGGUAUUGUGUAGAGCUGCAGUACACUGCUUGGCAGUAUUAUUAACAUGUAAAUAAGUUUGAUAUUACUUUUAGGCAUUAACAAGGAUACAAGUAGGGAUCAGAUUCCCAUGGAAAUCUUUCAAUAUCUGUCACUACCACACUGAAGCAUUUAAAAGCCUUUAGCCCUCCCUCUCAUCUCUGUAUAGUUUAUAAUACUUGAGUUUUCUAAAGAGCAUGCCAAUAACACAUACACUGGAGACACAAGGACACUAAUUUGCCCCGUGUUGGGCACUCUCUCCAGAAGCUGAUAGAGGUUGAGUUGCUGUUAACUAAACUGGAGUAACAGUGCACUGGCACACAGACAAUAGUGAAGAUAUUGCAUUUCCUAACCUUCACAGUUAAGACACAAAUAAAACCUUUUGAAAGGAUCUGACCCGUUUUUCAUUUCUGUUGCAUUGGUGUUAAUAUACUGUACAUGUAAAAUGUUGUGUACCUGACAAGAAUAUUGUAAAUAAUAAAUUUAUUUACCUUUAAAAA
Acipenser ruthenus (sterlet) is the source of this 4973-nucleotide messenger RNA. Its product is annotated as zinc finger protein 710-like. Gene Ontology annotation, biological process: regulation of transcription by RNA polymerase II. NCBI's taxonomy places the organism in Eukaryota, Metazoa, Chordata, Actinopteri, Acipenseriformes, Acipenseridae. The transcript has 6 exons. Bases 323 to 2305 code for a protein of 660 amino acids. The record is from RefSeq and is a predicted model, not a curated record. Gene Ontology annotation, molecular function: RNA polymerase II cis-regulatory region sequence-specific DNA binding; DNA-binding transcription factor activity.